Molecule: messenger RNA, 3624 nt
Organism: Colius striatus (speckled mousebird)
Lineage: Eukaryota; Metazoa; Chordata; Aves; Coliiformes; Coliidae
Gene: TICAM1
Product: TIR domain containing adaptor molecule 1
Exons: 3
Coding region: 628-3309 (893 amino acids)
Biological process (GO): positive regulation of cytokine production involved in inflammatory response; positive regulation of canonical NF-kappaB signal transduction; response to exogenous dsRNA
Molecular function (GO): protein kinase binding
Source: RefSeq, a predicted model, not a curated record
GGCUGCGGGGCAGCGGUUGCCUCGGCUGGAGCCGGCUCCCGGCGCAGCGCCGUGACUUUCGGUCCCGGAUCGAAAGCGGCACUUUGAAACUAUGAACUUUCCCCAGGCGAGAGCUAUUUUUGGGGCGUCCGCCGGUGCUUCCUUUUAAAUAGGGAAAGCUCUGCCCCGGGCUCAGCCGCUGCUGCCGGGGACUCAGACCCUGCGGAGCGUCCCCGCACCCGCUGCCGGCUCCUGGCGGCUCCUGCUGCUCCUUUCGCCGCGCCCGGAGGCCUCUGGGCUGGGACGGGUGGAGGAGCAGUGUGAGACCUGCAAGCGCCGAACAGAUGCAGCAACAGUCCUUGAGAGCGGUGAGGGAGAGGCUGGGAGCUGCACAAGCCCCGUGAGGAGCCCCAGCUCCCCCAUUGCUCAGCGUUGUCCCGUGUCGCAGGUUCCUCGGGACAGCAGUGCUCCAGUCCUCACGUGAGCCCCUGGGGAGCAAAGAGCUGCUGUGGCUUGCGUGGUACCCACAGUGCAACGAGGGUGUCACAGGGCACAAGCUGGAACAGGAAACAAACCUUCACUCCAGAGGCCGUAAUAUGCUGUGUCCAUCGGCGCCGCUGCCGUGCAGGGCCCAGGCUGCCAGCUGAGAUGGCUCCAAGCACCGAGCUCCAGCCAAGCUUCGAGGACGUCUUUCAUAUCCUAUCCCAGACCCCACCAGAUAAACUCCUGAACCUCACAUACAGACUGAAGGACUUGACAGUUGGGCCCAGUGGCAAAUUGCUGCAAUCCAUGGUGCUGUUUACUCUGGGGCAAGAAGUACGUGCACGGAGCUGCCUGGUCGCCUUGGGAGAUAACCCAGCGGCUCGGUACAUCCACCAGACCAAACUGGCCACUGCCACAGAGCAGGAGGCUGAGGAGGGUCUGCAGCCUCCCCAGCUGGAUGCAGGUGCCAUGGUGCAGCUGGCAGAGGUCUACUCGGUGCUGGCAGAGGAGAACCUGUGCAGUCGUGAGGCUGUGGCCAAAGCCCGCCAGGCUGCCACCAAAGCCUGUGCCGCCAGCAAGGGAACUCGGGGGGACAGGCCCCAUAUCGUCCCUCCCCGGGAGCAGGACAGACCCGGCUCUGCCCUCAGCGGGAGCCCAGGUGAGAGAUUUCAGCCGCUGAGGUCUGCAGACGCGGGGUUUAUGCAGCCAGGCACCCCGGGCUACGUGCUCAGAAGCUCCCCAGUGCCCAUCAGAGGCAGCUCCGAGCUGUCGGGGCCACGGACGCUGCGCUCCUGGGGCAGCCCCUCCCUGCCCAGCCACCUGGAGAUCAGCGCGUCGCCCACGGUUCCCAUCAGCAGCCAGCGCCCUCCCCAGCCGCCUGUGCCCCCCAGCAAGCCCCCUCCUCAGCAGCCUGUGUCCCUCACCCAGCCCCCUCCCCAGCAGCCUGUGCCCCUCAGAGAGCCCCCUCCUCAGCAGCCUGUGCUCAGCAGCCAGUGCCCUCCCCAGCAGCCUGUGUCCCUCACCCAGCCCCCUCCCCAGCAGCCUGUGCCCCUCAGAGAGCCCCCUCCUCAGCAGCCUGUGCUCAGCAGCCAGUGCCCUCCCCAGCAGCCUGUGUCCCUCAGCCAGCUCCCUCCUCAGCAGCCUGUGCCCCUCAGACAGCCCCCUCCUCAGCAGCCUGUGCCCCUCACCCAGCCCCCUCCCCAGCAGCCUGUGCCCCUCAGACCCCCUCCUCAGCAGCCUGUGUCCCCCAGACAGCCCCCUCCCCAGCAGCCUGUGCCCCUCAGACAGCCCCCUCCUCAGCAGCCUGUGCCCCCCAGCCAGCCCCCUACCCAGCAGCCUGUGCCCCUCAGACAGCCCCCUCCUCAGCAGCCUGUGCUCAGCAGCCAGUGCCCUCCCCAGCAGCCUGUGUCCCUCAGGCAGCCCCCUCCUCAACAGCCUGUGUCCCUCAGGCAGCCCCCUCCCCAGCAGCCUGUGUCCUCCCCUGGUGACAGAGCAAGCCCUGGCCUGCAGGAAAGCAGCUGGUCCAGCAGGGCUGACCCUCACUCCUGGCAGGACACAGGUGCCCAAGUGCCUCGGCUGGAGAAGGUUCUGCAGGUCAGUUCCUGCCACACAGCUCACUCCAUUUCCAAAGCACAGCCUCCUGCCACAGGGGCCAUCAAGGAGCCUGUGGAAACCAGUGAUGUUUUCAGCACAGAACCUCACUCAGCCAAUGCAAACACAGACAGAAGGCAAGAGGAAAAGCAACUGUCUACAAGUCUUCCUGACUGGAGAGCUGCAGGGGAUGCUGGUCCUGCCCACACACCCAUGGACUCCUCUAUUCCAGCAGGCAUUGCCCCUAACUCUGCAGCUGCUGCCGUUUCAACCUGUUCCCUUACUCCUACCUGUUCCUCCUCAGCCUUCCCCCCUCUUCACGGAGCUCCUUCCAGCUUACCACACCCCCCUCCCUUCUACUCAUCCCCUUCUCCAGCCUGGCCUCCUCCUCUCCAAAGAGUCCCCACAGCAGAGCCAGAUGCUGAAGAGCAGAGGUUCUUCACUUUUGUUGUCCUGCAUGCCACUGAGGAUGAGCCCGUUGCCCACCGAGUCAAGCAGCUGCUGGAGGCCAUGGGGGUCCCCAACGGGGCCACGCUCUGUGGGGAUUUCUCCGUGGCCGGCCGCAGCCACCUCACUUGCUUCGAGGACGCGAUGGAAAACUCUGCUUUCAUCAUCCUUCUGCUGGCCAAGCACUUCCUGUGCAACCUGUGCAUGUUUCAGACAAACACUGCUCUGAUGGAGUCCAUCCUGAACCCCUCCAAGCAGGACUCUGUCAUCCCUUUCGUGCCCCGGGAGAACCCCCUGCAGCGCAGGGAGAUGCCCAGGACGCUCAGCGGCCUCAUCCCCCUGGAUGAGAACUCUCCCGGCUUCUCCAGCACGGUGAGGAACACCUUCACCAGCAGCAAGAUUGAGAGGAGGAAAGCCAAAUGGGAGAUGAUGAUGAAGACAAGGAACCUGCAGCUGUAUCAAGAACAGUAUCAAGCGUCACAGAACUUGGCUGCUCUGAACCUUGGCUGCUCUGCCACGGGGCCUCUGCCAGCAGCGUGGUUGGAGCAACCCCCUCAGCACUGGCAGCCUCCCACUUCCACUGUCCCUCCUGCCACAUACCCACCUCCUCCUGCUGCUCAGCCCAGGCCUCCUCACAUGGGUCCCCUUCCUUUCCACGACCCUCCUCUGCCAUCAGGCCACCUCCACGUGCCGCCAGCCGCGGGAGCCGGCCCGACCCUCGUCAUCCAAAACGCCCAGAUGGUGCAGAUCGGGGACCACAACAUGAUGCAGGUGGAAAGGGGGGCAGCCAGGGAGGAAGGACACAGGUAGGGUGAUGGCUCAGACAGGCAGCAGCUCAGCCAAGGCCUCACACACACUCCACUCCAGCUCUGGGCUGUGGCGGCUCUGCUGGGACAGGGACUGUUCCCUGCUGAGGGGUGAAGGUGCUGCUGUGGUGAAGCACAGGAGAAAAUGGACAUGGACACGCUGCAGCCCCUGAGAGUCACAGAAUCACAGGAGCAUUACAGGUAGAAAAGACCUUUAGGACCAAGUCCAGCCCUCACCCACACACAGUUUUUUCCUUGUGCUUACUUUCAGGUACCUGAGGAGACGUUUCCCUGGUCUCCCGAGGCCUCACCAUUAAAU